AUGGCUGCCACCGCUGGGCUGACCGCCGCGGCGUCGCUGUACCUGCAGUACGCGGCGCGGAUCCCUCCCUUCUCCCCGCGGUUCCAAUGGCCAUGCCAUCGAGACUUGCUUGCGUCCCAAUCCACACUUGAUGCAAUUUUAUUUGAACACUCACCACCUGGCGAGUCGACGGACGAAUAUGAUCGCUCGUUUCUCAAGCAUCUCGUAAAGCAUAUCGACACAGCUAUCGAACAUGGCACCGACGAAGAUGCAGCGUGGCUCAAUAUAGCCAAGCAAGAUUGGGCUGUAGACGAUGCUCUGCUUGAAAGAUACGUUGCUUUAGUCUCUAUGCCCGACUCAACAGCGAUCCUCGGCGCACCGGCACCCAAACCCAUUCUUUCGCGUCAUUAUUUCCCCCUACCUACCACAGCCCAACCGCCUCAUCCUCUCUUAGGGCCCUGUGGGUCGGUGGUGCUUCGCGAAGAGGGUAUGGCGAUUUCGCAGGGCACGACAGGCCUGAAAACAUGGGAAGCGAGCCUACGUCUAGCCGCGUAUCUUGUCUCGACAGGUCUGCUAUCUGGCGAAACUGAUGCUCGCAUCCUUGAGCUUGGCAGCGGUGCUGGCUUCUUAGGGCUUGUAUGUGCUCAACUUAUAUCCUGUCUCUCGCAUGGAUCGUUGUACUUGACCGACUUGGAAGGUCAAGUGCUGGAUCGUCUGAGGGAAACCGCCUCGCUAAAUCACAUUGAGCCUAUCGAGAUUCUCCCUUUGGACUGGACAGAAGUGCAAGCCAAAGAGGACCAAGCGGUUUCUUUUCUGCAAACGAUAAAUGCCACAUGCAUUCUGGCCGCCGACGUGGUCUACGAUCCAUCCUUGGUCUCCAGCUUGGCAUGUACAUUACGCACGGCGCUACUAGGACGCGAUCGGGAUCCCUGUCCUGCCUAUUUGGGCGAUCGUUCUAAGCCGUUCGCCUUGGUCUCGAGUACAAUACGCAACCCUGACACGUACUCACAGUUUUUGCAAGCGCUCACAGAUCAAAAGCUGCAAUGGCGACAGCUGGAUCCUGUUAAGCCGAAUUGGUCCUCUCUACCAGGUCUCCCUAUCUUUCCAUCGUCGCAUGACCCGACUACCGAAGGACAGGUGACCAUUAUCGAAAUUCAAUUGGUAUCACCGCGAUAG
Molecule: messenger RNA, 1155 nt
Organism: Malassezia pachydermatis
Lineage: Eukaryota; Fungi; Basidiomycota; Malasseziomycetes; Malasseziales; Malasseziaceae
Exons: 2
Coding region: 1-1155 (384 amino acids)
Source: RefSeq, a predicted model, not a curated record